Messenger RNA from Symbiodinium necroappetens, 436 nucleotides. Lineage: Eukaryota; Dinophyceae; Suessiales; Symbiodiniaceae. The record is from the annotation of a GenBank genome assembly.
AUGGCUGCAAUGAUCCAGUCCUUUUGGGCUGUUCUGGGCCUGCUCGUGUCGGCCAAUGCUUGCACCAUCAUCGCCGUUGGCCGUGCUGCCAGCGCAUCGGGGGCACCGAUGAUAGGCCAUUCAGAUGAUGCUGGCAGCUCCACCAACGAUAUCCGCCUGAUUCGUGUGCCACGCCAGCGAUGGCCAGAGGGCAGUAAGCGACCAGUUUACUUUUGGCAAAUUGGCUACCCACGCCUUGUGAGCUCGGAGCGAUCUCCAGAGUAUGCAGCGGUUGGUGAUCAGAAGGACACUCAUCCUUUGGGAUUUGUUCCGCAGGUUCCCGAAACAUGGGCGUACUGGGACACGAACUACGGUGUGCAAAAUGAGUGGGGCCUUUCAAUCGGAGAGAGCACCAGCUCCGCUCGAACUGUUGGUUGGCCUGCAAGCAAACCACAAG